AUGGCAGAGGCCGAUGCAACCGCAGCCGGGCCUCUGAACGAACCCGCUCCCAGUCACAGCCCAUCUACCUCGACUCCCUCAUCGUCCAACGCACAGCAACCUUCUCCAGCCUUUGUCGCGCCGAGCGACUACCUACGGCCUCGCGAGCGCGCCCAUGGCUCUAAGUCAAGAGGCCCCAUGAGCCCCCUCGACCAUGAACAGCUUGAUGGCCUUGUCAGUCGGACCCCACCUACCCGUCAACUCUCUUCUAACCAUUGUCUGCAGCGAGCCAUUCGCGAGUUCCUCAAGGCCCGCACAAGCUACGACGUCCUGCCCCUCAGCUAUCGCCUAAUCGUCUUCGACACCGCUUUGCUGGUCAAGAAGAGUCUUAAUAUCCUCAUCCAGAACGGUACGCAUACACACCCGUCCAUCACCUCUAUCCUCGUUGACACUUAUCGCUGA
This is a messenger RNA of Aureobasidium musti, 441 nucleotides long. NCBI's taxonomy places the organism in Eukaryota, Fungi, Ascomycota, Dothideomycetes, Dothideales, Saccotheciaceae. The record is from the annotation of a GenBank genome assembly.